Messenger RNA from Aspergillus fischeri NRRL 181, 1095 nucleotides. RefSeq names its product mismatch-specific DNA-glycosylase. The transcript has a single exon. NCBI's taxonomy places the organism in Eukaryota, Fungi, Ascomycota, Eurotiomycetes, Eurotiales, Aspergillaceae. The record is from RefSeq and is a predicted model, not a curated record. The coding region runs from base 1 to 1095 and encodes 364 amino acids. Gene Ontology annotation, molecular function: mismatch base pair DNA N-glycosylase activity. Gene Ontology annotation, biological process: base-excision repair, AP site formation.
AUGUCGCCACCUGCUUCUGUUGCUGAGGAUAUUUCUCAAGCAUAUCAAGAUGAAGCCGGCAUCGACGACGAAAAUGAUGUUCCCGUGAACAAAAAGACCACUUUCAACGGCAGACUGAACCAAUACUUUCAUGCAUCCAAGAACUUCGCACCGAUAAGAGAGUCGCUGUCAAAGGUUGCCUCAGCGCCGAAUCUCCCAACCGCAACGAUCAAGCGCAAACCCGAGUCUCACUCAGAACCACCCAGUGAUCCAUCCAGCAACGCCUCGACACUUCAACUGCCCAUCAAACGACCACGAACCCUCCGUUCAAGCCGAUCCUCACCCGUAACCACCAGCCUCACACCUCGCAUCACCCGUUCUCGCUCCGCUUCUUCCACCACCUCUCUACCUCCAUCAACGCCCAACUCCCCUCUCACACCGUCCACAACACCCGACGAGACCUCCCGCUCUAGAUCCCGCCGCCGACAACCCUCUACACCAGCUACAUCCUCCACCUGCCUCCUCCGCGACACCAUCCCGCCGAAUCUCACCCUACUCCUGGUCGGCGUAAACCCAGGCAUCAUGACCGGCACCACAGGCUUCGCCUACGCGCACCCCUCCAACCUCUUCUGGAAACUCCUGCACUGGUCCGGCAUCACCCCCAUCCGCCACCCGCCCUCAGACACCUACCGCCUGCCGGAGCUCUACAACAUCGGGAACACGAAUAUCGUCGAGCGUCCAACGCGAGACGCCAGCAUGCUCAGUAAGGCCGAGAUGAACGCGGGUGUCCCCGUCCUCGAGGCCAAGGUCGCGAAGCAGCGGCCCGAGGCGGUCUGUCUCGUGGGCAAGAGUAUCUGGGAGGCUGUGUGGCGGGUGCGCAAGGGGAGACCGAUCCGCAAGGAGGAGUUCCGGUAUGGCUGGCAAGAUGAGGCGGAGAAUAUGGGGCGAUGUGAUGGCCCUGAUGGAUGGGAAGGGGCGCGGGUGUUUGUCGCGACGACGACGAGCGGCCUGGCUGCUGGGAUGAGUAUCGCGGAGAAACAGGCCGUGUGGAACGAAUUGGGGAGCUGGGUUGUCCAGCGCCGUGAGGCUCUUGCGGGCAAGCUGCCUAGCCAAUGA